GUGUACAUGGCAUGCAUUCUACACGGCCAUAGAGUUGGAGUUUCUUAUUACGACUCCAGUAUUCGCCAACUUCACGUGCUGGAAGUUUGGGAAGAUGGCAGCACGGACUUCCCCCUAAUUGAUUUGGUAAAAUAUCAAGCUAGGCCCCUGAUCAUUUACACAAGCACUAAAAGUGAAGAAUCCUUCUUGUCUGCUUUACAACGAAGUGAUGGAAUGACUGAGGCCUUUACGGUGAAGCUUGUGAAAAGUUCCAUAUUUAGCUAUGAGCAAGCAUGGCACAGACUGAUAUACCUUCGAGUCACAGGAAUGGAUGAUGGGUUAAACAUCAAGGAGAGAAUUUGUUAUUUGAGUUCUAUGAUGGACAUGGGAAGUGAUAUCCAAGUUCGUACCAGUGGAGGUCUUCUUGCCAUAUUAGAGAAUGAAAGGGUGGUAGAUACACUUGAACAAAUGGAAAGCGGGAAUGCAUCAAUUGCAAUCGAUUCUGUUAUAGAAGUUUCACUAAACAAUUUCCUUAAACUUGAUGCAGCAGCUCAUGAGGCAUUGCAGAUAUUCCAAACAGAUAAGCAUCCAAGCCAUAUGGGCAUUGGUAGAGCAAAAGAAGGGUUCUCUGUAUUUGGCAUGAUGAAUAAGUGUGUAACGCCCAUGGGGAGACGUCUCUUGAGCUGGUUCUUAAGGCCAAUACUUGACCUUGAAACUUUGAACUGUCGUCUCAAUGCCAUAUCAUUCUUUCUUUCUUCUGAAGAACUGAUAAAUUCUUUACGUGGAACUCUGAAAUCUGUGAAGGACAUUCCUCACAUACUCAAGAAAUUUAACUCCCCGAGCUCAAUAUGUACCAGUGGCGAUUGGACAGCUUUUUUGAAGAGUGUUUGUUCACUCUUGCAUGUGAACAAGAUAUUUGAAGUAGGUGUUUCUGAGAGUCUUCAGGAGCACGCAAAGUACUUGAAUUUGGACAUUGUUGAGAAGGCUGCUUCAUGCAUUACAACUGAACUGGCUUAUGUAUAUGAAUUGGUAAUUGGUGUUCUAGAUGUAAGUAGAAGUAAGGAGAAGGGAUAUGAGACAAUUGUAAAAGAUGAUUUCUGUGAUGAGUUAGAUGAGCUAAGGCAAAUAUAUGAGGAAUUGCCGGAAUUUCUGGAAGAGGUGUCACAGAUGGAACUUGGAAGACUGCCUCAGCUGUACAAAGAAAAGUUUGAUCCU
Prunus avium (sweet cherry) is the source of this 1194-nucleotide messenger RNA. The record is from RefSeq and is a predicted model, not a curated record. NCBI's taxonomy places the organism in Eukaryota, Viridiplantae, Streptophyta, Magnoliopsida, Rosales, Rosaceae.